Messenger RNA from Engraulis encrasicolus (European anchovy), 2533 nucleotides. RefSeq names its product peroxisomal biogenesis factor 11 beta (gene pex11b). Gene Ontology annotation, cellular component: peroxisomal membrane. The record is from RefSeq and is a predicted model, not a curated record. Lineage: Eukaryota; Metazoa; Chordata; Actinopteri; Clupeiformes; Engraulidae. Gene Ontology annotation, biological process: peroxisome fission. The coding region runs from base 387 to 1223 and encodes 278 amino acids. The transcript has 4 exons.
GAUAAGUUUAAUGCCAUGUUUUGUUUGUUUGUUCUCGUCAAGCUGUGGAAAGUGUAAACACAAGCCUAAGUAACAGUCCACCCGCGAAAACAGUCAUGACGUCCUGUUUGUCCCUCAAAGGCUACCUUCCGCAAUGGAAGCUAACUCUGGAAGCUAACCACAACUAGCAGGUGCUGUCAGGACAACAACAAAGUAGUGGAGCAAAAACCAUCGUGUUGUUUUUAUCACACGCUGGCAUGAUCUUCAUUUUCUUUGCCCGUUAACUUAUUGAAACUGACAAACGGCUGUACAGGCGUCAGAACAAGGUGACGUUAUUUUUUUUAUUUUCCCUGGCCUGGCUGUAUCUGCGCUUUUGCUUGAGAAACUGGACCAGUUGAUCUGGAAGUAUGGAGACUUGGGUCCGAUUUAAUUCUCAAAGCAAUGCCAAAGAACGACUGUGCAGGGCUGCCCAGUAUGCAUGCACCCUCCUCGGCUACACCCUGCAGAAGGGAGGCGCUGGUGGCGACCUGCUCAAGACGGUCAAACAGCUGGAGUCUCACAUGAGCCUCACACGGAAACUCAUGCGUCUGGGUAACUCUGCGGAGGCGGUGGAGGCGGCUAAGCGGGCGGUUCACCUGUCUGACAGCGUGCUGCGUCUCUGCAUCACCGUCUCCCACCUCAACAGAGCCAUGUACUUUGCCUGCGAUAACGUGCUCUGGGCCGGCAAGACUGGACUCAUACGCUCCCUAGACCAGGACAAGUGGAGCCAGAGAGCCUACAGGUACUAUCUGUUCGCCCUGAUCCUGAACCUGACGCGUGACGUGUAUGAGAUCGGCCUCCUGAUGGAGCGCGAGUCCCGCUGCUACUACGGCUCGGCCAAGGCCUCUCUCUCCGGCACGCCCGUCUCCGCCACCACCCCGGACAACAAUGGCGACCUCUCCGUGACGACCUCCGCCUCCACCCCCUCGUCCCCCUCUCCCCCUCUCCUGCUGCCCGUGGUGCCCCCCUCCCUGCCCGUGCUCUCGGUGCGCCUGCGCAAACAGCUCCACCUGCUGGUGGCGGUGCUGCGUAACAACCCCCCGCUGCUACUGGACCUGAUGAAGAACACCUGUGACAUCUUCAUCCCCCUUGACCGGCUGGGACUCUACCGCACGGGUAACGGCUUCGUGGGGGCGUGCGGCCUGGCCUCCUCGGUGUUGGGAAUACUCACCAUCCUGCACCCGUGGCUCAAACUGAAACCCUGAAAGAGUGUGUGUGUGUCUGUGCAUACACGUGUGUGUGUAGCAUGCGGUCUGGCAUACUCAAUGCUGAGUAUAUUACCAAGGCUCAAACUCAAACCCUGAAAAAGAGAGAGAGAGAGAGAGAGAGAGAGAGAGAGAGAGUGUGUGUGUGUGUGCGUGUGCGCCUGCGUGUGCAUGUGCGUGUGUCAAGCUUGCAGUCUGGCAUCCUCAGUGCUGGGUAUACUCACCAAGGCUCAAACUCAAAUCCUGCUGUGACAGGAGAUAAAGUUAAGUGAAGAGAAAAGAGGAGGUUGGAGUGAAAUUAGGUGUGUGUGUGCGUGCGAGCGUGCGUGCGUGUGUGUAUGUGAUCCUUCAAAGAUUCUAAGGAGUGAUGUCAUGUUUUGGGGGAAGUAUGGGGAUGUGGCAAAAAAGUAAAGGAGGAGAGAGGAAGAAUGGAGAGGAGAGGAGUAAAAUGAGGACUGUGUACAUGUGUGCGUGUGUUCAGUUUUUGACUAUGGGAGAGAAGAGGGUUGAAGUGGUAGGAGUGCAGUAGUAGGUCAAAUUAAUUGUGUGUGUGUGUGUGUGUGUGUGUGUGUGUGUGUGUGUGUGUGUGUGUGUGUGUGUGUGUGUGUGUGUGUGUGUGUGUGUGUGUGUGUGGGGUCCUCAUAUGACUCCCCUCACUUGAGCUUUUAACUCAGCAGCAGCUUACCACUCCACUUUCCCUUGGUCUCUGGAGUCCACACACACACACACACACACACACACACAAUGUAAUGGGGACCCAAUUCUGGCCCUUGUCUUCCAUGGCCCGAGACAACUGACCCCUUUGCCUCCCCAUCUUGCCCAUAAUUUCCCUGCUGGCCUGUAAGACUGACAAAUUGACUGACUUGAUAUGCUUUUACAAUCACCAGGCACAACUUCACAUUAAGAAGCGCUUCCCAACCUUGUAACCAUGACUAAAAUAAUACAGAGAGAGAAAUGUGUGUGAUGGACUGAUCUGUGUAACAGUUGGUUUAAUUGCUCGGAACGUUUUGCCUCGUUUUAUUGUUAUUUUUUUCUUCUUUUACAGUAAUUGUGUUUUUUUUCUCCUGAAUUCAUAUCUGUUAAAUAGUAGUGAAUGUUGAUUUUGCCGUUUUGACGUGAUCUUUUUUUGUUUAGUUUUUUUGUAUGCCUUUUUCUUUUGUUUGUUGGUAUGGUUGUGAUUGGCAGUGGCCGAGAGAGCCAAUGAGUGGAUUGAGAGCCAGUAAGUGCUUCCCCGUCCUAUGGCAGCCAUUUUGAAUAGCUUGAGAGAAUGUACAGUAACAGUGAGCUUAAAGGACCAGUGUGUGAUUUUC